Epithele typhae is the source of this 1314-nucleotide messenger RNA. RefSeq names its product aspartate-tRNA ligase. Lineage: Eukaryota; Fungi; Basidiomycota; Agaricomycetes; Polyporales; Epitheliaceae. Gene Ontology annotation, cellular component: aminoacyl-tRNA synthetase multienzyme complex; cytoplasm; cytosol. The transcript has 9 exons. The record is from RefSeq and is a predicted model, not a curated record. Gene Ontology annotation, biological process: aspartyl-tRNA aminoacylation. The coding region runs from base 1 to 1314 and encodes 437 amino acids. Gene Ontology annotation, molecular function: RNA binding; aspartate-tRNA ligase activity; ATP binding.
AUGGCCGACGCAGAGCAACCCAACCAGGACCCCGCCCCCGCCCCCCCCGCCGAGGGAACGGACGGCCCCAAGGGCCCAUCCAAGAACGAACUCAAGAAGCGCGCAAAGGAGGAGGAGAAGGCCCGCAAGGCGGCAGAGAAGGCGGCCAAGCAGGCAGAGGCCGAUGCGCAGAAGGCCGCCGCCGACGUCGACUAUGCGACCGAGUUCUACGGCAAGCUCCCCCUGAACCAGUCGCAGUCGCGCCCCAAGCGCGCCCACGCGCGCAUCGCGGACCUGAACGCGUCCAUGGACGGCCAGUCCGUCCUCCUUCGCGCGCGCGUCCAGACCUCGCGUGCGCAGGGCAGCAAGAUGGUCUUCCUCAAUCUGCGCCAGCGUACCGACUCCGUUCAGGCGCUGCUAUCCGUCGCGCCGGAGAAGGUCAGCAAGCAGAUGGCGAAGUGGGCCGCGGGUCUGUCGAUCGAGAGCAUUGUGCUUGUGGAGGGCACCGUGAAGAAGGCGCCGGAGGCGAUCAAGAGCGCCACGGUUCAGGACGCGGAACUGCAUAUCUCGCAGAUCCAUCUCGUUUCUGGCCUCGAGACUGUCCUGCCCUUUACUGUUGACGACGCCAACCGUCCCGAGCCCCCAGAAACGGAGGCAGAGGACGUUCAGAUCAAGCGCGUCCUCCUUGACACCCGUCUGAACAACCGUGUCGUCGACCUGAGGACACAAACCAACCAAGCUGUUUUCAAGCUCCAGCACGGGAUCACCCACCUCUUCCGCGAAUACCUGGAUGGCCUGGGUUUUAUUGAGAUCCACAGUCCGAAACUGCAAGGUGCUGCCACAGAAUCUGGUGCCUCCGUGUUCGAGAUCGGCCCCGUCUUCCGCGCCGAGAACGCAAACACUCACCGACACAUGACCGAGUUCAUCGGUCUGGAUCUGGAGAUGGCUUUCGAGGAGCACUACCACGAGGUGAUGGAGCUGCUCGACGGGCUCUUCCUCCACAUGUUCCGCAGCUUGAAGCAGAAGUAUGCAAACGAGAUCGAGACCCACCACAACGAGAAGCGUCUCGGUCGCAUCGUCCGUGCAAAGUAUGACACUGACUACUUCAUCAUCGACAAAUUCCCUAUGGACCUCCGACCCUUCUAUACGAUGCCCGACCCCGACGACCCGACGCUCUCAAACUCCUACGACUUCUUCAUGCGCGGCGAAGAGAUCCUUUCCGGCGCUCAACGUAUCCACGACGCGCCCUGCUGGCUGAGAAGAUGCUCAGCAAGGCUCAACAACAUCCGCCGCGCCUCGCUCUUCCCCCGUGACCCCAAGCGACUGGAGCCGUGA